UGUAAUUUAACUCUUGGCCACGUCCACCGGCCACGUCGCCCCGUGUUCGCCAUAUUUCUCGGAGGAAUGCACUGGAAAAGUGUUGGAAAACGGUUCAAGCAAAUUUCAGCCGUCUCGUACUCGUAACAGCGGAUAAAACGUCGUCUUGAUUUGUGUUCAAGUAGGAACCUUUCAAAUCCACCAUGAAUAUCUUUAGGCUGGCUGGAGAUCUGUCUCACUUAGCAGCAAUCAUCAUUCUGCUGCUCAAAAUCUGGAAAACCCGAUCCUGCGCAGGAAUCUCUGGGAAAAGCCAGAUCCUCUUUGCUUUGGUUUUCACAACACGUUAUCUGGAUCUGCUCACCUCCUUUAUUUCGCUCUACAACACGUGCAUGAAGAUCAUCUACAUCGGAUGCGCCUAUGCCACCGUGUACCUAAUCUACAUGAAAUUCAAGGCUACUUAUGACGGAAACCAUGACACCUUUAGAGUGGAGUUUCUGGUAGUUCCUGUAGGAGGCUUGGCCUUUUUGGUCAACCAUGACUUCUCUCCUUUGGAGAUCCUGUGGACCUUCUCGAUCUACCUUGAGUCAGUGGCCAUCCUGCCUCAGCUCUUCCUGAUCAGUAAGACCGGAGAGGCUGAGACCAUCACCACCCACUAUCUGUUCUGCCUGGGUGUCUACCGUGCCCUCUAUCUCUUCAACUGGAUCUGGAGGUUCUACUUUGAGGGCUUCUUCGAUAUGAUUGCCAUUGUGGCUGGGGUGGUCCAGACCAUCUUGUAUUGUGACUUCUUCUACCUUUAUGUCACAAAAGUGCUGAAAGGAAAGAAGCUGAGCUUACCAGCGUAAGUGCCAAAGAACAGAAGACCUGUGUCACCAUUCAGACUCAUAUGGGGGGCACGGGCCAGCAAUGCCACAGCAAGAGGCCGAAGACAGAAAGCGCAUGUGAAACUGCUGCUGUUUGUGAAAUGUCAUCUGGAUGAAAAACGACAGCACAAUGACUGCAAUGUGGACUUCUUUUGGAUUUGGCAACGGAAAUUUUUGUUUUCAGCAUCUUGCAAUACCUUUUUAGUGCUGUUAAAAAAAAAAAAAACUCAAAAGAACAAAAAAAAUAAGUAAACCAAUACUUUUCUAUGUGAGGUGUUCCACAAGCUUAUACUUUAAAUGUUAAAGAUUGGCCAGAUUAAACACACCCUUUAACUCCUACUACAUGUACUUUUGAAAAUUUAUUUGUGGUCUCAAGGUUUCUAGGAGUGUUGAGUCAGGUAAAGUUUUUCUUUGACAUAAGUGACACAAAUUCUUAUCUGCAGAAAUAUUUUAAACCAUCUCAUUCUUCCCUAUAACAUGAAAUUGCUUUAGAUUCCAAUGGCCUUUCAGAGUUCCUAAACGUACACAAAUGCCUUACAUUCAUUUGAACAGCAUUAUAGAAAGCCGAAAUGUUUCCUUGUAAAUGCAUCCACUUUUGUGUAAAAGGAGAAUGUUUUGUACUGCCAAAUCAUUCAGCACUGAUACGUUUUAUUCCUUAUGUAUUGGCUCCAAAUUACUAUGGAUUUUGUAUUUCUGUAAAGGCUGUAGUCAUUCAGCAGUAACUCAUGUAAUCAUCCAUAACACAGGACAAGAUAAUAUUAAUAGUAGUAUCCAGUAUUUGUUCUUUAGAUGCAGUAAUUUAUCAGAAAGCCCAUGGCAUUUAAUAUGGUGUGCAUAUUAUCAGACAAGAUCUGGAGUGUGUGUGUAUAUAGAUUUCAAAAGAUUCAUAGAACACUUGUGUUCAUUUUGGACAUUCAUUGAUAUAUUCAGUAUGCUUGAUGUCCCCCUUUAUGAGUCAUUCCUCUAGGGUUUUCAUUUUUGUUGAGUUUUUACAUUAUCACCUCCAAUAAAAAUUUUACAGGCCA
Pangasianodon hypophthalmus (striped catfish) is the source of this 1864-nucleotide messenger RNA. It is a transcript of the gene kdelr2a, whose product is annotated as KDEL endoplasmic reticulum protein retention receptor 2a. NCBI's taxonomy places the organism in Eukaryota, Metazoa, Chordata, Actinopteri, Siluriformes, Pangasiidae. The coding region runs from base 183 to 821 and encodes 212 amino acids. The transcript is spliced from 5 exons. The record is from RefSeq and is a predicted model, not a curated record. Gene Ontology annotation, biological process: endoplasmic reticulum to Golgi vesicle-mediated transport; protein retention in ER lumen. Gene Ontology annotation, molecular function: ER lumen protein retrieval receptor activity. Gene Ontology annotation, cellular component: membrane; endoplasmic reticulum; cis-Golgi network.